AUGCAAAAGCACAAGGCUCACGUUGUUAUUGUCCCAGCUUCUUUUGCCCCAUCAUCGCUCUACUCGGAGUUUGUGCGGCGUCUCUUAGAAUAUGGGGUGAGUGCAACUACUAUUGACCUUCCCUCCGUUGGAAAUCGCGAUCCAUUGCCAGCUGCAUCGAUGACGGAAGAUGCCGAGCACAUCAAGAUGGUGACGACGAAGCUAGCGGAUAAUGGCCAUGAGAUCAUCCUCUUGAUGCACUCCUACGGCGGGGUAUGUGGCACUGAAAGCACUGCGGGGACUUCAAAGGCUGAGCGGCAAGCCAUGGCGAAACCUGGGGGGGUAUCAUUCAUCUCGUCUACAUCAGCUCUCCAGUACCUGAAGUGGGUGGAUCUAUCAUGA
Messenger RNA from Penicillium digitatum Pd1, 381 nucleotides. RefSeq names its product alpha/beta hydrolase. Lineage: Eukaryota; Fungi; Ascomycota; Eurotiomycetes; Eurotiales; Aspergillaceae. The record is from RefSeq and is a predicted model, not a curated record.